AUGAAGGACCCCACAGCAGCAGCAGCAGCAGCAGCAGCAGGAAGGGGUUUGCUGCAGGUCAAGAGGGAACCGCAAGAGGAGCAGCAGCAAGGGCGCCCAUGCGAGCAGCAGCAGCAGCAGCAACAGCAGGAGCCCCCCCAUAAGAAGAGUAAAGCCAGCAGCAACAGCAACAGCAGCAGCAGCAGCAGCAGGGAAACACAAAAGGCAGCAGUAGUAGAGAAGCCACGCAAACGAAAAGUAGCUGCUGCUGCUGCAGGGCCUCCACAGCAGCAAAAGCCCCAAAAGCAUAAACAGCAACAGAAGCAAAAGCUGCAGCAGUAG
This is a messenger RNA of Eimeria tenella, 321 nucleotides long. RefSeq lists its product as uncharacterized. The record is from RefSeq and is a predicted model, not a curated record. Lineage: Eukaryota; Apicomplexa; Conoidasida; Eucoccidiorida; Eimeriidae. The coding region runs from base 1 to 321 and encodes 106 amino acids. The transcript has a single exon.